AUGGCAGCAACAACCUUUGAAGCCGACGAGGCCACCCUGCGCGCCUCGCGCCGCGAGAAGUACCACGAAGCCGACGCAGUCGUUGUCGGAGGCGGCGUCUUCGGAUGUGCGGCCGCCUAUGCCCUUGCAAACCAGGGCCGCAGCGUGAUCCUCCUCGAGCGGUGGAUGCACGAGCCGGACCGGAUAGUGGGCGAGCUGCUGCAGCCCGGCGGGUGCGCUGCGCUGCGUCAGCUGGGGCUGGGCCACUGCCUCGAGGGCAUAGACGCCGUGCCCUGCUACGGCUACCACAUCCUGUUCCACGGGGACGAGGUGAACUUCCCAUAUCCAUACACCAACGAGAAGGGGGAGGUCGUGCUGCAGGCACAGCAGCAGGCCGGCGACGAGUACAAGCGUCCAGAGGGGCGGGGAUUCCACCACGGCCGGUUUAUCAUGCAGCUGAGACGGAGCUGUAUGGCACACCCUAACAUAUCUGUCUUCGAGACGGACGUGACGGACACCAUUGUCGGUGAGAACGGGCCUGAGGUGCUGGGCGUGCAGACCAGGACCACGGACCCGGAGACAGGCGAGAAGAAGCCUGACUGCUUCUUCGGCAAGCUGACCAUCAUCGCGGACGGCUACGCCAGCAAGUUCCGCAAGCAAUUCCUCGGAGCGCAGCCCGUGGUGAAGAGCCGCUUCUACGCGCUCGAGCUGAUUGACUGCCCUAUCCAGCCAUCAGGCUACGGGCAUGUCAACAUCGGCAAGGCAAGCCCGGUGCUGAUGUACGCGAUCGGGAGCCACGAGACGCGCGCGCUGAUCGACGUCCCGCUGGACCACCCGGACGCGGCGCCAGAGAAGGGCGGCGUCCGUGGCUACAUCAAGAACGUGGUCCUACCUGUCCUGCCGCGGGAGGUCGUCCCUUGCUUCGAGGCCGCUCUGGCCGACGGCAAAAUCCCAAAGAGCAUGCCCAACAGCUGGCUGCCGCCGAGCCAGCAGCCAUCCAACCCGGGCGUGCUGGUCCUGGGUGACGCCAUGAACAUGCGCCACCCGCUCACCGGCGGCGGCAUGACCGUCGCCUUCCACGACGUCGUCGUCCUGUCCCGCCUGCUCGAGACCGUUCCCGACCUGGGCGACCACGCCGCCGUCCGCGCCGUCGCAAAGAAGUUCCACUGGCAGCGCAAGUCCCUGUCGAGCAUCAUCAACGUGCUCGCCAUGGCCCUCUACAGUCUCUUUGCCGCCGACUCGCGCGAGCUGCGCGCCCUGCGCAUCGGCUGCUUCGGCUACUUCCAGAAGGGCAUCACCGAAGAGCCCACGGGCCUGCUGGGCGGGCUGAUCCGCAGGCCGUGGGUGCUCUUCCGCCACUUCUUCACCGUCGCGUUCCUUGCCAUUUACCUGAAUGCCUGCGACGUCAUGGGGAGCGGCGGCGUCCUGGGCAUCCUCAAGCUCCCUGUGGCCAUCAUCGAGGGCUUCCUGAUUCUUUGGAAGGCUUGUGUGGUGUUCCUGCCCAUCUUGUACCAGGAGGCCUUGUGA
Cryphonectria parasitica EP155 is the source of this 1506-nucleotide messenger RNA. Its product is annotated as SE-domain-containing protein. Gene Ontology annotation, cellular component: endoplasmic reticulum; membrane. The transcript has a single exon. NCBI's taxonomy places the organism in Eukaryota, Fungi, Ascomycota, Sordariomycetes, Diaporthales, Cryphonectriaceae. Gene Ontology annotation, biological process: ergosterol biosynthetic process. The record is from RefSeq and is a predicted model, not a curated record. Gene Ontology annotation, molecular function: flavin adenine dinucleotide binding; squalene monooxygenase activity. Bases 1 to 1506 code for a protein of 501 amino acids.